Mya arenaria is the source of this 1278-nucleotide messenger RNA. RefSeq lists its product as uncharacterized. NCBI's taxonomy places the organism in Eukaryota, Metazoa, Mollusca, Bivalvia, Myida, Myidae. Gene Ontology annotation, molecular function: protein binding. The transcript is spliced from 10 exons. Bases 1 to 1278 code for a protein of 425 amino acids. Gene Ontology annotation, cellular component: plasma membrane. The record is from RefSeq and is a predicted model, not a curated record.
AUGGCACAGUCUAUGCCGCGUACGGAGCCCCACAGUCUAUGCCGCGUACGGAGCCCCACAGUCUAUGCGGCGUACGGAGCCCCACCCCACAGUCUAUGCCGCGUAUCCACUAUUCGAGUUACAAUGAUAGUCCUACUUCCGGUGAUGGCGUAUCUGCUGGCAGGUGCGUGCGCAACGGCACCGGCUGGUUGUACGGAAACUGCUGGUUUAUACGAGUGUGAUUUUGCAACAGUUUCUAUGCCAAUGUCCGCCUCGUCAUUCAGCAGUCCCUCACCUCAGAGAAUAAGAAUCGUCGACAUCAAUGCUGAUUUCAGCACCUCCAUGUUCAAUGCUGAUUUCCUGACUGUAGAGAGCGGGGCCAGCUUCGAAGCGAAUUUUCCAGCCACUCUAGAACUGAAAUGUUCACCUGCAAUGUCGAGUACCUUCGACAUAUCCAGUGGAUCCCUCGCCAACAUGGGCUACAUUUAUGACCUGAAAAUCAUCAACUGUGAUCUUGGACUUGGCGCAAACGCUCUCAGUGGUUUGGGGACCUUGGACCGCCUGAUUAUCGAGAACGGGACGAUACAGUCUAUUGAUGCUACAGCAUUCACUGAUGUCACCAUUGAAAAACCGGCAAACCUGACUCACGAUUUCUACGUUAAGACCGGAGAGUUGGUGAUCAGAGACUCCAAGGUGGCUUCUGGCGCCCUGCCAGACACACUGCUCUCGGGACAGUCCGGGAUUGUUUCUCUUACACUCGAGGGUCUAGAAGUGAGCAGUAUCUCUUCCUCCAUGUUCAGUGACAGUACCAAACUACGGUUCCUGUCGCUAGGGCACAAUGCCCUUACAGAGCUUCCUUCCGGUCUGCUUGAUGGUCUCGAUAGCUUGGCGGAACUUCAUCUUUACAGCACAGAACUCGACUGUAGCUGCGAACAGCUCUGGAUGUAUUCAGAAUCCAUAAUAACCCGGAUGAAGAUAUUUGGUGACGUCAUUUGCCAAUCGCCAGCUGCUUAUUUGGACAAGAAGGCCGUGGUUUACUACUACGCCGAGUGUGUUGCCGAGGUAGAAACAUGCACUGGGGGGAUCACGUUGCUAGGCGCUUGUAUCACGUGGAUGGAGAUAGGCCUUUCAAGCAUGUGUUUUAUCGCGUUUGUUCUCGCGAUGGUCGUGUUUAUUCUCGUCCUAGUUACCAGGAAGAAGCUGGUGGGCGCGGGAGGUGCAGGUGGAAAGAAUAAAACCUCCGUAACAGCAAGCGUCACCAACAAGAAAAAGCCGGGACGGAAGCAGGGAUGGAAUUAA